AUCCUGGGAUUCAUCUGGUUUCGGAAAGACCUUUCGCUACCAGCUGGCGGUCACCUCACUGUUCUUUAAAUAGUCGAGCCUUGAGGUCUUUUCACUGUGGUCUGUUCUGAUGAAUGGCCCCACCAGCGGGAAACAGAAUGACCUUGUUCUGUGGGCGAGACAACUGUGAAAGAAGAAGCUGUGUGUGCCGAAGUCUGUGGGAGGAGAGGACCACCUAGAAUGUCCCCGCCAAACCAGUCAGUGGAAGGCCUCCAGGAGGCCUCCAACAGAUCUCUGAAUGCCACAGAAACCCCAGAAGCCUGGGAUCCAGCGACCCUCCGGGCCCUCCAGAUUUCCCUUGCCGUGGUCCUUUCCAUCAUCACCCUGGCCACGGUCCUUUCCAACGCCUUUGUGCUUACCACCAUCUCCGUCACCAAGAAGCUGCACACCCCCGCCAACUAUCUCAUUGGCUCCCUGGCCGUGACCGACCUCCUAGUUUCCACCUUGGUCAUGCCCAUCAGCAUCGCCUACACCAUCACCCACACCUGGAGCUUUGGCCAGGUCCUGUGCGACAUCUGGCUGUCUUCUGACAUCACGUGCUGCACGGCCUCCAUCCUGCACCUCUGUGUCAUCGCCCUGGACAGGUACUGGGCCAUCACGGACGCCCUGGAGUACAGUAAGCGCCGGACGGCGGGCCACGCCGCGGCCAUGAUCGCCGGCGUCUGGACCAUCUCCGUCUGCAUCUCCAUCCCCCCGCUCUUCUGGCGCCAGGCCGAGGCCCACGAGGAGCUGUCGGCCUGCCAGGUGAACACCUCGCAGAUCUCCUACACCAUCUACUCCACCUGCGGGGCCUUCUACAUCCCGUCCGUGCUGCUGCUCAUCCUCUACGGCCGCAUCUACGCGGCCGCCCGCAGCCGGCACGGGCACCUGGCCGGCUCCGCGCUCUUCUUCAGCCAGGUGAGGAUCAAGCUUGCCGACAGCGCCCUGGAGCGCAAGCGGAUUUCCGCGGCCCGCGAGAGGAAGGCCACCAAAACCCUGGGCGUCAUUCUGGGCGCCUUUGUCAUCUGCUGGCUGCCCUUCUUUGUGGUGUCCCUGGUCCUCCCCAUCUGCCGGGACUCGUGCUGGAUCCACCCGGCCCUUUUUGACCUGUUCACGUGGCUGGGCUAUUUAAACUCCCUCAUCAACCCGGUCAUCUACACUGUGUUCAACGAAGACUUUCGGCGAGCGUUUCAGAAAGUGGUCCGUUUUCGGAAAGCCUCUUAGUCUCGCCCGGCGGUGACUCCUGUUAUCUUUUGUAUCCUGUCGGGAAUUGUUUCUUUGUUUAUUUUUCCUGAGAUUUGGGUUAAUCCUGAGGUUUCGGGUUUGGGGUCAAUCAGCGGAAUUGUCCAGCGUUCUUUUCGCUGUUGUCUUCUUGACUUCUGAGCCACCAAAAGCUGGGAAGCGGUAGGAAAGGGGACAGAGACUGGAGGCUUCACUUAGCAUAAUGUUUUCAGGGCUCAUCUGUGUUGGAAGGAACAUGACCCACAGGGUUGCCCCAGUGGUGCAAUUCAGGCAGAAACCUGUCUGACUGUGGGGAAACCUGGCCUCAAAAGAGGGGCUUUCUGGUCUACCUAAGUUUUGUGGGGAACUCGGAGGAGAUUAAUGACCUGAAUUGAAAGCACUUGGAGUCGGGAAGGAGGAGUCUCCAUUCCAUGUGGCACCUUGAUUGGAAAAUAACACCCAGGGAUUUCAUCUCCUGAUUCCUCCUUAGAUUGACUCUCUCCCAGUUGUUCAUUUGAAGUGACAACGAUAUAGAGUGACAGAGAGACUCAGAAGCUGGUUGGGACCAGAUCAACUACCCUGAACCCUUCCUGCUUCUCCAACAUCUCUGCACCCUCUUGAUGUUCUGAAGCUAAAGCGCACAAUCACCCCCACUGAAGUAGGUUUGCGUGGGAAAACAUUCUGAUUUUUUUUCCUGAAUUUUUACAUCUUAAGAUGUUGAGUCUUAUUAAAUAAAAAGCAUGAGA
Miniopterus natalensis is the source of this 1985-nucleotide messenger RNA. The record is from RefSeq and is a predicted model, not a curated record. Lineage: Eukaryota; Metazoa; Chordata; Mammalia; Chiroptera; Miniopteridae.